CUUUUCUUUCACCAAAGAGUCUUCUUGUGGGUGUGGAGGUUCUUGGCCGGAGAAGGAACCGGCUCGGCAGGCCCCAGGCCCGUGCUGCCGCCAGAGAUCAACAAGGUUGUCCAGGCCGGCGUCCUCGGGCAGGAAGGGCCCCCAGCCUGGGGCCAUUUCAAGAGGAACUUCCUGCUAACCGGCAACCCGGGUGGAGAUUCUCGGUGGCCACACAGGUUUGUUCCUGCGUUUGCGUGGAGGGAGGACGGAGGCCCAGAUGCCUCUGGGAUCAGAGAACCUCUGUGACGCCGGAAGAGGAGAACUUCCUGCCCGAGGGUGAAGAAGACGCGUGGUGAUGGAGGGCAGGUGGAAAGGCAUCUCGACCGUGCUGGUCAUCCUGGCUGGGCUGGCAGCUUCUGGAUCCAGCUAUCAAAUCAUAGAAGGUCCCAAGAACGCAACAGUGCUGGAGGGCUCGGAGGCUCGCUUCAACUGCACGGUCUCACAGGGCUGGAGGCUCAUCAUGUGGGCUCUGAAUGGCACGGUGGUUCUGAGCAUCACGCCCUCAGAGCCCAUCAUCACCAGUGACCGCUUUACCUCUGCGAGCUACCAAGAGGGCGGCAACUCCAUCUCUGAGAUGAUAAUCCAUGAUGUGCAGCUCCGUGACGCGGGGCACAUCAAGUGCAGCCUCCAGAACAGCGACCGCGAUGCAUCUGCUUUCCUUUCAGUGCAAGUUAUGGGGGCGUUGCUCAUUCCCGGAGGCAACCUUGUAGUCGCGGAGGAUGAACCUUGUAAUGUGACUUGCCACGCAUGGGGCUGGAUCCCGCCCCCAGGUAUUUCCUGGGAUAUCGGCGUUCCCGUGAGCCACUCGAGCUAUCAUUCCAUUCCGGAGCCCAACAAUCCCCAAAGUGCAGUGAGCGUCCUGACUCUCACACCACAGGGCAACGGGACUUUGACUUGUGUGGCUACCAUGAAAGGGCUGCAUGCCCACAAGUCUGUAACUGUGAAUCUUACCGUGGUUCAGCCUCCUUUGGGCAGUAUUGAUAAAGCAGGUACAUCAUUGCCUACCUGGGCCAUAAUUCUGCUUGCAGUAUCAUUUUCGUUGCUUUUGAUCCUGAUCAUUGUUCUGAUUAUAAUAAUCUGCUGCUGUUGUGUCUCCGGGAGAGGGAAAAAAGAAUCUAGUUAUCAAAGUGAAAUAAGGAAAUCUGCAAGUGUGAAGACAAACAAAGAAACUUUUGAGACAAACUUAGAAAGUGGCAGUGAAAACCUGGGCUACCAUUCAGAUGAGCCGCGGACAGCAAAACUUGCUUCUUUUGCUCCAGUGUCCUCUGAAUCCAGUGUUCAGGAGCAACACAGCAGUAGGCAACCUUAUCAGGGACCUGACCGCCGGUGGCGGGGUCCAGCAGGUCGCCCGCAGGUUUCCUUCCCCGUGGCCAGUCCUAGGACCGUGAGGAAUGUAACUUUGGUCUAGCGAAGACGUCCCUCGGGUUCCAUUCUGCACAUGGCUGAUAACAUGCAUCACGCCCGCGUUGUCCUUCCUCUCUGUCCCAAGGCUGGGCUCCCGCUUCGCCAGUGUUACCGGGAAGCAGUGAUACUGGAGUAAUCGGAAUGGACACUUUAUCGUGAAAGAAGGGGUCCAUUUCCCCACCUUCCAGCAUAGAAUUUGGUUUUCAAAACGUUUCACGAUUUUAGUGAAUUCCACCAAGUUGCUGAGUAAAAGCUACGAGUCCAUCGUGGUGAUUUACUCGUCACCGGACACUCCUUCUUGCUCUCUAAUAAGUGGCAGAUAAGCCUAUAUCAUACCAUGACUUUUAAAAUAUUUUUGUUAUUGUAAUCAUAUGAAGACAAUAUUUAUGUAUGUUUAAUAUGUGGGACAUUAUUGUAUAUUGUUUGUGAAAAAAAGAGCAUACAUAUUAGGAUCAAUCAGAAAUCUAAGAUUGCCUGGGAAAUCAGAACUCAUAGGUUAAGAAAAGAUUAAGUUCAAAGCCGACGUACACAUUGUGGAUAUUUCCAUGAAGACAUUCACUUUCGUCUGCUCCUUAUCAGGCUCCCUCUCCAAUGAGUUAGAUGUGGAUUUUGCUUUGUGGGGGAUGUAACUUACAUACCACAAAUGCCAUGAAAACACUGGAAAUGGGUAACGUGUUCUUUAAUAAAUAAAAGAGAAAACACCAAAAAA
Prionailurus viverrinus (fishing cat) is the source of this 2152-nucleotide messenger RNA. It is a transcript of the gene IGSF5, whose product is annotated as immunoglobulin superfamily member 5. Bases 335 to 1447 code for a protein of 370 amino acids. The record is from RefSeq and is a predicted model, not a curated record. Gene Ontology annotation, biological process: cell-cell adhesion. NCBI's taxonomy places the organism in Eukaryota, Metazoa, Chordata, Mammalia, Carnivora, Felidae. The transcript is spliced from 10 exons.